Messenger RNA from Aegilops tauschii subsp. strangulata, 629 nucleotides. Its product is annotated as histone H2B.4. The record is from RefSeq and is a predicted model, not a curated record. NCBI's taxonomy places the organism in Eukaryota, Viridiplantae, Streptophyta, Magnoliopsida, Poales, Poaceae. Gene Ontology annotation, molecular function: DNA binding; structural constituent of chromatin; protein heterodimerization activity. Gene Ontology annotation, cellular component: nucleosome.
CUUCCAAUCCGUCGCCUCUGUCUCUCUACUACUCCAUCCCAGCCAAACUUUUCUCUCGCCCUCGAAGCAGCAGCCGCCGCAGCAUCCAUGGCACCCAAGGCCGCCGAGAAGAAGCCGGUGGAGAAGACCCCCGCGGGCAAGAAGCCCAAGGCGGAGAAGAAGGUGCCGGCGUCCAAGGAGGGCGGCGACAAGAAGGGGAAGAAGAAGGCCAAGAAGAGCGUGGAGACGUACAAGAUCUACAUCUUCAAGGUGCUCAAGCAGGUGCACCCCGACAUCGGCAUCUCCUCCAAGGCCAUGUCCAUCAUGAACUCCUUCAUCAACGACAUCUUCGAGAAGCUCGCCGGCGAGUCCGCCAAGCUCGCGAGGUACAACAAGAAGCCCACCAUCACGUCCCGCGAGAUCCAGACCUCCGUCCGCCUCGUCCUCCCCGGCGAGCUCGCCAAGCAUGCCGUCUCCGAGGGCACCAAGGCCGUCACCAAGUUCACCUCGUCCUAGGCUCCUCGUGCGUUGAGUCUUGUGUUUCUUUCUUCUUCCUCGUCUGAGGAACUCUGUAGGUAGCUGUGUGUUUUCUGACAGUGUCAUGUUGUAACAAUGGUGCUGCUGAAUAAAUAGUCAUGUUGCUGCUUGAA